CGUCGGUCGGCGCCGCCGCGAGAAAGGGGCGAGAGAGGAAGAGGAGCACCGAAGCGUCACUAUUGAUCCCUUCGGUCUUUCAGAUAUUUUCUUGUCAGUGGAUGCUGGUUGGGGUUCGAAGGUUCGCCAGGGGUGAAUUGUUGUGAUAAAUUUCUGAUCGGGGCGUUGUCAAGGCCUGUUGGAUUUCUUUAUCGCUCACUCGCACGGGAAGAAAUUAGGGUUUAUGCCUUAUUUUCCUCCUCGUGAUCUUGUUAUGUGAUAAUUAAGGCGCAAUACGUUCAAUUGCGUUGCUUUCUUCGUGAAAGUUGCGAUUGUGGUUAUUAGUAUUUGACUAUUUGAUUUGGUCUCAUAGCGGUUUAUCUGCAUUUGGUGUUGAUUACUUUCAAGUUCGAUCUACUACGUUUGGAUGCAAUUGGCAGCAAGAAAGGUGGGUAUUUUGUUGAAUCUGCGGCGAUUACGUUCCGAUUUCUUCUACUGAGGGCUGUUCAAGAGAGGGCUGGCGCUGGAUAGGUGCUUGGAUUCCACCCGCCAGUUGGGCCCCACUCCCCCAGUGGCUUCUUCGCGGGUCACCGCUGGAGGUGGAGGUCCGUCCCAAUCUUCCUCCGCCUCUGGCAUCUUCUUCCAGGGCGAUGGUGGCCAGAACCCUGCUCCUGUGAGCUCCAUGUCAGGGAACGACUGCUCUGGUUUUGGACCGGCUUCUGGUGACAUGAACCAAAUACUAAACAGCAGGGGAAACUCCUCCGGUCCAAGCGUUGGUGCCAGCUCCCUCGUCACUGACGCCAACUCAACACUCUCUGGUGGUGCUCAGUUGCAAAGAAGCACCAGCUUCAACAACGAGUCAUAUAUGCGUAUCCCUGCCUCGCCCAUGUCCUUCUCCUCCAACAUCUCGGGUUCUUCGGUGAUGGAUGGUUGCUCCAUUGUGCAGCAGAGCCCUCUCCAAGAGCACGUGAGAAAACAAGGGCUCUCAACAGCAACAUCCCAGUUAACACAACGGGAAACCCCAAAUAUAAUGAAUGCUCAGAAAAAAAUGCAGCUUGAUAUAAGGCAAGAGGAUAUCCUGCAGAAGCAGUUGGUUCAACAGCUUAUGCAGAGACAUGACCCUAUGCAGCUGCAGGGCCAGCAAAACCCACAGCUGCAUGCUUAUUUGCAACAGCAGAGACUAAUGCAACAUCAGCAGCAGCAGCAGCAGCAGCAGCAGCAGCAGAUAAUUCAAUCCUUUUCUCAGAUGCAACAAGCCCCUAUCAACUUGCAGCAGCAACAGCAAUUGUGGCACCAUGUGCAACCUCAGACUCUUCAGCCAGUUACUCCUGUUAAGCGCCCCUUUGAUAAUGGAAUAUGUUCUCGCAGGCUUAUGCAAUAUUUGUAUCACCAGCGUCAUCGGUCACCUAAUAAUUCUAUAUUAUACUGGAGGAAGUUUGUGGCUGAGUAUUUUGCAGUACGAGCUAAGAAACGGUGGUGUUUGUCCUUGUAUGAUAAUAUGGGCAAUCAUGCCCUUGGUGUAUUCCCACAGUUGGCUGUGGAUGCAUGGCAGUGCGACAUUUGUGGUUCGAAAUCUGGAAAAGGAUUUGAGGCUACUUUUGAAGCACUUCCUCGGCUUUUUCAAAUUAAAUUUGACCGUGGUGUAAUUGAUGAAAACUUGUUUCUUGACAUGCCUCAUGAGUGCCGAUUGUCCUCUGGAGCUAUGGUAUUGAAGUAUGAAAAAGCUGUUCAAGAAAGUGUCUAUGAGCAUCUACGUAUUGUUCGCCAUGGACAACUCCGAAUAAUAUUCACACCAGAACUGAAGAUAUUAUUUUGGGAAUUUUGUGCUCGACAGCAUGAAGAGUUUCUUCCUCGUAGAUUGCUAGCACCUCAGGUUAACCAACUAUUGCAAGUUGCUCAAAAAUAUCAAGCAGCUGUGUCUGAGAAUAAUACGGCUGGAGUUUCACAUCAAGAUUUGCAAACAAGCUGCAAUAUGUUUUCAACAGCAGGUCGUCAGCUAGCAAGAAAUUUGGACUUACAAUCAUUGAAUGACUUAGGAUUCUCCAAAAGAUAUGUUCGGUGCUUGCAGAUAUCUGAGGUUGUCAGUAGCAUGAAGGACUUGAUUGAUUUUAGCCAGGAGCAGAAGAUUGGACCAAUAGAGAGUUUGAAGAACUAUACCAGGCAGGCUUCAGCAAAGCUCCAAAAACAAAAGCUGGAGACGGAGCAGCUGAUGAGUUAUAAUAGUCUGCCAGGUGAUCAGAGUGCCGUAAGCAAAGUAAUUGGCAUCCAUCCAGGGUUAAACAGUUACAUGAACAACAAUAUAGCAGCUAACCAAGUUGUUAAUGGCAGCCAGCAAAGUGUCCAUGCACUAAACAGCUACCAGAAUAUGCUGAGAAAUUCUCUGAACUUGAAGCACAAUUUGCUUCAACAGGAUGCUUCGAGUUCUUUGUGUGCCUCCAAACAUGCACAGCAAUUUCAGGGUUCAUCAUCAAUUAUAACAAAUGCAUCUGCCAAUAAUUUAUCUGGGCAACAGCAGCAGCAACCUACAUUGGAUGGUUGCUUGCCGCAGCAGAACAGUGUGCAAACCUCCCAGGUGAACCAACACAUGCAGCAACAUAUAAUUCAGCAGCUGCUGCAAGAGAUGAUGAAUAACAACAAGGCAGCACCACAACAAUCUCUUAUUGCUUCCAAUGCAAAUGCUAAUUUGGCAGCUCGAGAUGCAAUUGGAGGUGGUAUCAGUGGAUCAAUCAGAAGUGGGAUUGAGAUGCAAAAUAUGCCCUCAAACUUUCCUAAUAAUGGCACAGGGGCUGUUUCAAGCAGAAGUAACUGUUUCAAAUCUGCUGCCACUGCUGGCAACCCCAUCCAUAACAGUGGCAACAGUCUUAGUUCAAGGCCUGACUUGCCUCAGAACAUGGAUUUGCCAGAAAUGGAUCACAUUGCUCAAGAAUUUUCGGAAAGUGGCAUGUUCAAUGGGGAUUCAUGGUGACGUUAAAUAUGUUUAAUGGUGUGAAAUUAUCUAUAAGUUUGUUGAGAAUUUCUUAACUCCACUUAGUAUCUGCAAAAUACUUCAACAUAUAUAAGGAUUCUUAUGUUGCCAUUAUGAGGUUUCCCACUUUGAAGUGCUUGGUUGCACAAUGGUGAUUCUUGGAAUUA
Messenger RNA from Musa acuminata subsp. malaccensis (wild Malaysian banana), 3111 nucleotides. RefSeq names its product probable transcriptional regulator SLK2. The record is from RefSeq and is a predicted model, not a curated record. Gene Ontology annotation, cellular component: nucleus; transcription regulator complex. Gene Ontology annotation, biological process: positive regulation of transcription by RNA polymerase II; negative regulation of transcription by RNA polymerase II. Lineage: Eukaryota; Viridiplantae; Streptophyta; Magnoliopsida; Zingiberales; Musaceae.